GCGCUACUCAUCGGGUACUCCGAUCACCCGUUCUUCUAUCGUGUCGUAGUUGACCUUACAUCCGGUAAAUACGACACUACCGCAUUUGGUGAUCCUUCAUUCGGAUACAACUCCAUCAUCGAGCCUUUCUUUGCAGCUCAGCCAGAUGAUUACAGUUUCAUCAUCACUGGUGAUCUGCAAGGUUCCGUUGGCAUUUACGAUUGGGACACUCCGCAAACAUCUUCUCCCAUCGUACCUGCUCGCAGAUUCGAGGCUCACGAAGAUGGUGCCGUGACUGCGCUUGGUUGGAGCUCGGUUGUUCUUGCCACAGGCUCUACACGCGGCACAACGACCGUAUGGGACGCGCUCACCUUGGAGCCUCUUAGGCUCUUUUCGUCCCCAGUCCUGCGUGCUGCACCAGGUCGCGAAUUUGGAGGCGUCAGCAGGAUUGUGAUUAAACAGGAACUUUUGGUCAUUAUCGCUAACAAUCGGGUAAUGUCAUGGAAGGUGGGACAAGUACACCACCGCGAAGCUCCGCACAAAGUGAAACAUGCUCGUGCGAGGAACCCAAUUCCCAAAGGACAACGCAUGCACCGAUACGAUUUGCACAGGGUUAUCAAAGAAUCCAAACGUGAACUGGAACAGGAGAAUGCUUAUGCGCGACGUACCAUGGGGCGAGAACGCGAGCAACGUUCCACUCUGAACAUGCUUGGACUGUCGGAGUCAGAGGCAAUAGAAUAUGUACUGAUGCUCUCCCGCGAGGAAGAAAAGCGUCGCCGAGUUUCCCAUACCAUCGAUGAAGGUGUCUUCGAGGGUGACUUUGAAGACGAAAUGUUCUUACCAGUCGCUUCAAGUUCUUUAACAAGCCAUGGUCCUGCAUUGCCGGCUUCGAACCAGUCUUUCCCAAGUUUGCUUGACGAUCACCAUUCCCGCACCUAUCCACGUGCCGCACGUCCCAUGACGGAUGAGAAAGUACAGGUGUCUCCUGUCUUCGUCCCGGAACCUAUGGAAGCCGGCAUCACCAUAAGCCCACUCAGGAUACCUGCAUCCCUGCCAGGUUCUUUGACGAGUACAAGGUCUUUACCGGACGUGGCUCGCAGCACGUCGUCCUCUUUCGAACACUUUGCCUCGAUCAGUUCUAGCAUUUCCUCAUCGACCAGCAGCCUAGAACACAGUUGUUCGGCGUGGAGUACACCCUUACGGUCGCCGCCUUCAUCCCCACAUGUUGGCACACCUAUCUUGCGCACGUCUUCUACAAGCACAGAAAAUCAUGAUAGGCAGUGUGAGGAAGAGCUCCGGGCUACCCCAGAUUUAGAUGAAAUGGACGCGGAUUUGAAAUUUGCGAUUGAGUUGAGUCUUGCGGAAGCGCGUAGUCGAGGCGAGGUUUGA
Molecule: messenger RNA, 1368 nt
Organism: Suillus discolor
Lineage: Eukaryota; Fungi; Basidiomycota; Agaricomycetes; Boletales; Suillaceae
Exons: 2
Molecular function (GO): protein binding
Source: RefSeq, a predicted model, not a curated record